Messenger RNA from Opisthorchis viverrini, 483 nucleotides. RefSeq lists its product as hypothetical. The transcript has a single exon. Bases 1 to 483 code for a protein of 160 amino acids. The record is from RefSeq and is a predicted model, not a curated record. Lineage: Eukaryota; Metazoa; Platyhelminthes; Trematoda; Opisthorchiida; Opisthorchiidae.
AUGAGGAAGGCCGGUGGUUUCAAGCUAGUACUCAACUCUGGCCUGCUGUUUCAUCUGACCGAGUGCGAAAAGCAAAUACCAUAUUCCGGCACAACAUACGUUCAGCCAGGCGAUAGAUGCCAAAACACCUCAAUGGAGGGAGCUAGUAUACUCAGGGCGUUAGAAUUCAUCAUCGGAAAUUCAAUGGCAGAAAUCGAACAGAACAGCUCAAAAACGACAAGAAGUUGCAUAACGUCUAAAGAGUCAUCCGGAAGAGUAAACAGAAGCCGGCAACAGCGCCGGCAAACUGAACCGACAAAUGCAGCUGUGAAAACGUCCAGAUGGAAGGAAAAGAAGGUUAAGUGGCGUUACGGAUACGACCUGAAAAAACUGGUCAACGAUUUACCAAGGGUAACCGAGUGCUCCUUCACCAGACUCCAGUCUCGCCAAAUAGAAAACAAAAAUCCGUGUAACAAGUUGUCAAGUGGAAUUGCCUUUGACUAA